Messenger RNA from Clavispora lusitaniae ATCC 42720, 1998 nucleotides. RefSeq names its product Pan3p (gene PAN3). Lineage: Eukaryota; Fungi; Ascomycota; Pichiomycetes; Serinales; Metschnikowiaceae. Gene Ontology annotation, biological process: nuclear-transcribed mRNA poly(A) tail shortening; mRNA processing. The record is from RefSeq and is a predicted model, not a curated record. Gene Ontology annotation, cellular component: P-body; PAN complex. Gene Ontology annotation, molecular function: metal ion binding; poly(A) binding.
AUGAACAUAAACCCAGACUCGGCGAGGGAUAUUCCUUGCAAGAACGUUCUCAUCUACGGAUACUGCAAAUAUGAAAACAAGGGAUGUGCAUUUGCGCACCCAGCAUCAUCCAAGUCAUCUACAAUCAAGACAAACCUGGCUAAUGCCUCUACCAUAGCGACCGGAGACGCCACAGACGCGUCACCGCCCGCUGAGCCGAAAAGAAAGUUCAAUAUGAAUACACCUUCGUUCCAGCCAUCAGUCCUGGGUCUCACAAACAAGUUCAGUGCCCUUUCACCCAAGCUUAAAGAAAUUCCAGUGUUUGUGCCCGCAAGCAUGGAAUCGAGUGAGAAUCCAAUUACACAGUCCCUGAUAGCUAAUGUAUCGACUGCGACGAACUCCGGUAGCACAGGUGUACCUGGCGCGUCUGUAAACGCUUCAACUCCGGCGGAGAACAACUCUCCUUUUACGUCCCGAAAAUUCAACGUAUCCACGCCGUCCUUCACACCGUCCAAUACAACUGAAGCGCCAUUACUGCUGCCAGCAGCUAACUUUACGCUGCUGGCACCAACUCAACCGAAAUUGGCAAAUCCGUAUGCGUCGUCCUCCGCAGCAGACUUCAUGUACCACCACAGCCUGGGUGCUCUGGCUUACCCACUACAUCACCAUUUGUAUGCACCUGCGCCACCACCGAGACUUGCGAUGCCCUUAGGUCGUCAUGAAACAAACGCUUCGGCUAUGUUCAUCCCUAAUGAUUUACGCGAACUCCUUACGCGAAAGAAUGAGGCCACACUACAGACUAUGCCUCAUCUGACAUUACCCGACCAUGUGGGAGUGUACCAUACUUUGGUACCAAUUGAUUCAUCAUUUGACAAUGUUUCCAAAGAGUACCACUUGCCCUCUCACGUCUACAAAGUCUUGUCCAACGCUGAUGGACUCCCGUAUGCCAUGCGCCGCAUUGACUAUGGCACCCUGUUGCGGAUUGUCAACGAGUUGCCCUUCCGCACAGUUAAACGAUGGAGAUCCGUGAAGAAUCCCAACGUGAUCCAUCUACAAGAUGCUUUCACAUCCGUUGCAUUCAGCACGCAAGGAGAGCCGUCCCUUUGUCUCGUUUAUGAUUACUAUCCAUUGGCCGACACGCUACUGGAAAGACAUCUUAGCCGAAAGUUGGGUAGUAAAUUAGAGCCCGUGACGGAGGACCUCCUUUGGACAUAUGCCAUCCAAAUUACUGGCGCCCUACUUGACAUACAUCAGGCUGGUCUUUAUGCGGGCUCCUCGAUUUCUCUUAGCAAGAUCUUAGUAACUAACAAGAAUAGAGUGAGGCUUGGUGCUGUUUGCGUCGAUGAUAUAUUGGAGUUUGAAAAUUUGGACUCAGAGCGCAACGAAAUAGGCUCCGAAGCUGUUGUUGAAAAGUUACAGCUAGGCGAUGUCAUACGCUUUGGGAAAAUAAUACUUGAUCUCGCUGCGACUACGCUUCCUGCUGGUUUGCGAAACGGUUCGAUAGAGGAGAUGAUUGACAAUUUGCUGCGUUCAUCAUCAAUAUCCUUUUCAGGCGAAUUUUUGGAGACGCUUCGUGUGCUUAACAGUGCAGAGUCUGAAUUCAGCUUGAUAAAUUUCUACACGCGAUACCUCUCCCAGAGAGCUCUUAAACUUAUCAACGGUUUGCAAGAUCUGACAGACUAUUACGAGGGCCAGCUUCUGUCCGAGUUAGAAAACGCUCGUUUAUUCAGACUUAUGACGAAAAUUGAUUAUCUACUCAGCCAAUCAGACAAAGAGGACGAGGUGAACGGCAACCUUUUUGUUAUCAAAUUAUUCAGAGAUUUUGUCUUCCAGACCACUGACGAAACAGGAAAACCAAAAGUAGACUUGUCUCGCGUGCUAGUCAACUUGAACAAGCUCGAUGUAGGGGUGGAUGAAAAGAUCUUACUAGUGUCGAGAGAGGAAGACAGUUGCUUAAUGGUUAGCUACAAGGAGAUCAAAGACAUCAUGGAUCAGACGUUCCGCAACAUCUUCAGGUAG